Messenger RNA from Pipistrellus nathusii (Nathusius's pipistrelle), 2682 nucleotides. Lineage: Eukaryota; Metazoa; Chordata; Mammalia; Chiroptera; Vespertilionidae. The record is from the annotation of a GenBank genome assembly.
AUGACUCGGAGGCGGAGCAGGCUGAGCGGGGGCGCGGGCCGGCGCGAGCGGGCGCGGGCCGCGGGGCCGCAGAAGCCUCAGGUGCCCGAGCCCCCGCCGCCGCCGAUCUUGGAAGCCGGAGCGGGUGCAGGGACCCCCGAAGUGCCGGCGGAGCCCGUCCGCGAUGGAACCAGGGAAGAGGACGAGCCCAAGUUGGAGCAGGUUCCCCCCACCUCCAGCCAGUCUGUGCAGACUUGUUGCUUGCUGUGUCAUCGGGAACGCAAAGGCUGGGAAGAAGGCCCUUCCCAAAACGGACUGGUGUUGCAGGGUGAGAAGCUGCCCCCUGACUUCAUGCCAAAGCUCGUCAAGAAUCUCCUAGGCGAGAUGCCUCUAUGGGUCUGCCAGAGUUGCCGAAGGAGCAUGGAGGAAGAUGAAAGGCAGACAGGUCGAGAGCACGCAGUGGCGAUAUCCUUGUCACACACAUCCUGCAAAUCACAGUCUUGUGGGGGUGACUCUCAUUCCUCUUCGUCAUCCUCUUCAUCAUCCUCAUCCUCGUCCUCAUCCUGCCAUGGAAACUCAGGGGACUGGGAUCCCAGCUCGUUCCUGUCAGCACAUAAGCUCUCGGGCCUCUGGAACUCCCCACACUCCAGCGGGACCGUCCCAGGCAGCUCACUUGGGAGUCCUCCUUCCAUCCCUGGUGAGGUUUUCCCCAUCUCGGAGCACCGCCGGCACUCAGACCUCACUGCUCCACCCAACAGCCCCACUGGCCACCAUCCUCAGCCAGUGUCACUGAUCCCUUCUCACUCUGGAACCUUUGGCUCACCAUCCCACCCCCACCUGCUGCCCACCUCCCCCACAGCACCAUUCCCUGCGCAGGUUUCAGAAUGCCCUGUUGCUGCUGCCGCCGCCCCACACACCCCAGGGGCAUGUCAGAGCCCCCACCUGCCUUCCACCAGCAUGCCACUCCUGAAGAUGCCUCCUUCUUUCUCGGGGUGCAGCCACCCCUGUAGCGGGCACUGCAGUGGGCCUCUGCUCCCACCACCAGGCUCACAGCAGCUGCUUAACACUCACAGCAGAGACCCCGGGUGCAAGGGACACAAGUUUACACAUAGUGGCCUGGCCUGUCAGCUGCCCCAGCCCUGCGAGGCAGAUGAGGGGCUAGGCGAGGAAGAGGACAGCAGCUCAGAGCGUAGCUCCUGCACCUCGUCCUCCACACACCAGAGAGAUGGGAAGUUCUGUGACUGCUGCUACUGUGAGUUCUUCGGCCACAAUGCGCCACCCGCUGCCCCGACGAGUCGGAAUUAUACCGAGAUCCGAGAGAAGCUCCGUUCAAGGCUGACCAGGCGGAAAGAGGAGCUGCCCAUGAAGGGGGGCGCCCUGGGCGGGAUCCCUGGGGAGCCCGCCGUGGACCACCGAGAUGUGGAUGAGCUGCUGGAAUUCAUCAACAGCACGGAGCCCAAAGUCCCCAACAGCGCCAGGGCCGCCAAGCGGGCCCGGCACAAGCUGAAAAAGAAGGAAAAGGAGAAAGCCCAGUUGGCAGCAGAAUCUCUAAAGCAGGUGAAUUGUGCUUCUGGAAGCCAGGAGCUGAGGCCUGCCAGAGAGAGGUUUUUGGAGUGGCCUGACCAGGAGCUGGAUCGGGUCAACAGCUUCCUGAGCAGCCGUCUGCAGGAGAUCAAGAACACUGUCAAGGACUCCAUCCGUGCCAGCUUCAGUGUGUGUGAGCUCAACAUGGACAGCAAUGGCUUCUCUAAGGAGAGGGCUGCUGAGCCAGAGACCCAGAGUCUACCCCCCUUGAACCUCAAUGGCUCCUCAGGGCACCGGCCUGACAUCAACCUUGACCUUUCCCCUUUGACUUUGGGCUCCCCUCAGAACCACAUGUUACAAGCUCCAAGUGAAUCAGCCUCACCAUGGGCAGAAAUGAGAAGCCCCCAACCACUAUGGACAGAGGUGAGGGGCCCUCCUCCUGGUAUCAUCCCCGAGAAUGGGCUAGUGAGGAGACUCAACACCGUGCCCAACCUGUCCCGGGUGAUCUGGGUCAAAACACCCAAGCCAGGCAACACCAGCUCUGAGGAGCCAAACCCAAAGGAAGUCCCUAGUAAUAAGCAGGAGGUGCCUGACCCUGUGGCCUCAGGUGGGAAGCCGCGGAAAGGCAAAAGACAGGGUGGUCAGGCUAAGAAGAGUGAGGCGACUCUAGCCCCCAGGUCUUCGGCCAGCCUGGAGGCUCCCGGUGCUAAAGGCCAGACAUCCAAGCAGCCAGGCAAGACCCUGGAACCUCCCAAAGUGGGCUGCGAUGCUGAGGCCGGAGAGGGGAGCCCAGGAAACCGGCCAGAACCAGGCUGGGCUAGCAGCCCAAAAGCUGACAAGGAGAAGGGCAGCUCUUGGCGAAACUGGCCAAGUGAGGCCAAGGCACGGCCUCUGCAACAGGAGUUUGUGCAGCCCUCAGGCCCAGCAAGGCCACAGAGCUUGCCACAGGGCAAGGGCCGCAGCCGCCGGAGCCGCAACAAGCAGGAAAAGUCGGCCGCCUCCUUGGACGAUGUGUUCCUGCCCAAGGACAUGGAUGGGGUGGAGAUGGAUGAGACUGACCGGGAGGUGGAAUACUUCAAGAGAUUCUGUUUGGAUUCUGCAAAGCAAACACGUCAGAAAGUUGCUGUGAACUGGACCAACUUCAGCCUCAAGAAAACCACUCCCAGCACAGCUCAGUGA